Molecule: messenger RNA, 2935 nt
Organism: Lates calcarifer (barramundi perch)
Lineage: Eukaryota; Metazoa; Chordata; Actinopteri; Centropomidae
Gene: patl1
Product: PAT1 homolog 1, processing body mRNA decay factor
Biological process (GO): deadenylation-dependent decapping of nuclear-transcribed mRNA; P-body assembly
Cellular component (GO): P-body
Molecular function (GO): RNA binding
Source: RefSeq, a predicted model, not a curated record
GUCACGUUGUUCCUUAACGCACGUUCAAGUGGACGUCUCUGCUGCGUCAUUUGCGCGCCGCCUCGCUCCUGAUGCACCUCUUUUCCCGAAAGCCUAGAGAUAGAUGUUUCGAUUUCAGUCCUUGGAUGAAGACUGUACGCUGGAGGAGGAAGAUGAGGGAUUGAUAGAGGAAGAAGAUGAAAUCGAUCAGUUUAACGAUGACACGUUUGGAGCUGGGGCCAUUGAUGAUGACUGGCAAGAGGAACACAAACGCCUCGCUGAGCUUGAUGAGCGGGAUGGGCUAGGAGCAGAGGAGGGGGGGGGCGGAAUGGGAAAAGAAGCAGAUUUAGGAGGCACUGAGGACUCAUCCUCCACCCAUCCCCCUACCUCUACAAGCCAUCUUCCCCUUCCAUGUUCCCUCCCUUCACUUAGCUUCUCCUCAUCUUCCUCUGGACUGCCUCCAUCAGAUGUAGAGGAUCGAGGAGGGGAAGGUGAAUUGGCAGAGUCCCUGGCCAGACUCAUCCUGGAGGCCGACCCUGCCAUCGCUGGGGUCGGAGCAACUGAGAGGCCCUGUCCAUCCCUGAGCUCUUCAGGACCCGGCCUGUCCGCUCUGCAGGGACUGGACCGACCCAGAGUCCUGUCCCAGCACUCCUCCAUCCCACAUCCCACUCAACCACACCAGCAUCCCCAGCACCCCCAACACCAGCUGCCUCCUGGGCCCUCCACUUCAGGCCUUCCUCCUGGCCAUCAUCCAUCAUCAAUGCUCAGCUACCAGCAGCAGCAACACUUAAUGCGCAGCAGAGGGUCUGCUCCUAUCAGCCAGAUGAACUCUCACAGUAUCUGGGAGAACAGUAUGGGUUUUGGACCAGUCAGUGUUACCCCUGGACUGGUUACACACAUGGAGGAUAGUCCACUAAUGUCUAUAAUCAAAGAGGUGGGCCUUCCUAAAUUACCUCCUCAGGGUAGGAAUGAUGAAGGACGGGAUUUGUCAGAGAGGGUCCCACCUCCACGGUCUUCUUCCCCUGUGAUUGGCUCCCCUCCAGUGAGGGCAGUGCCUAUUGGGACCCCGCCCAAACAGCCAAUGAGCCAUGCACUGAAUCAUCAGACCCAUCAUCCCACAGCGGUUCAUGUGAGAGCCCCGGUCCAGCACAGAUACCCACCUCCUUUCCCUGAGCGUUUGUCACCCAACACCCUUCUCAAUAUAGCUAACUCUCCACUGUGUCGUGGUCCGUUCCCUCCUGGAGUUGGUCCGGUUCUGUCUCAGAUUCAGCGGGCCCAGCUGCUCAACUCUCAGGUGGCAGGUUUUGCCCGUGGCGGACCAGCACCUCCUUUGUUACCAGGUGGUGGAGGGUUCAGGCCAUAUUUCAGUGGACCUCCUCCUCCUCACGGUCACCGAAUGGGCCCACUGCCCCCUCAUGGCCCCCCCAACCACACGCCACCCAUCCGGCACAACACCACCCACCUCCACCCUCAGCACCGCCGCAUGCUCACCCAGCGUAUGCAGAGCAGAGGAGGGGAUCGUGGCAGGACUGGAGGGGACCGGCGCAGCAGGGACCCCUACAGUAAUCUGAUGACUCAGAAAGAGAAGGAGUGGGUAACCAAGAUCCAGAUGAUGCAGCUGCAAAGUACAGACCCAUAUCUGGAUGACUACUACUAUCAGAAUUACUAUGAAAAGAUGGAGAAACGUCAGGAGAGAGAGAGAGACAGCAGCAAGAAAGAACACACCACCAAACUCAUCACUCCACAGGUCGCCAAGGUUGAACACACCUAUAGACCAGUUCAGUUUGCAGGCUCUUUAGGUAAACUGACAGUCUCCAGUGUCAACAACCCCCGCAAGAUGAUUGAUGCUGUUGUGACAACUCGCACAGAUGAUGAGGAGAAAAGAGAGAAACAGGUUUGGAAUAAGAGGCGACAGAUCCUCUACACUGUGGAGAAGAUGUACAGUUUGCUGCUGGAGGUUCAAGACUUUGAGAAACGUUUUGUCCAAGCACCAGAAGAGGACAGGGAGGCUCUGCUGGAACAGCAUAAAACUAACACGGUGCAGCUGUGCAACUCUCUGCGGGAGAAGGAGUGGGACGACAGAGUAAGCGAUGAGCAGUGUGUGAUGAUCAUGUCAGUGAGGAAGGGCAAGCGGCUUAUAUCCAGGCUCCUCCCCUUCCUGCCCUCACCCCAGGCCACCGCCAUUGUCAUGGCGAUUGCACGUAACCUUCCUGCCCUGGCCAAGAAGGACAAGCAGGACCAGGUGCUGUGCUGGUUAAUGGAGCCAGUUUCUGCAGUGAUCCAAUCAUUGUCGAGCUCCGCCCUCACAGACUUGCUCCAGGAGCUUCAAGGCAAUGAGGGCCAACUCGCCACAGUACUGCACAACAAGUUUGGUGUGACUCUACUGUAUCUCAUCCUGAGUGAAGGAGAGAGGAUGCAGAGCUCAGACCCCAACUGUCAACUCAUGGAUGACAAUCGAUGGACUGAGUUGGUGUUUUCAGUGACCAGGGAGUUGCUCAGCGUGCCCUCCUCAUCCCUCUCUCCUCCUCUCUUCACCCCAUCCAACCUGCUCUCCCUCUUCUCACGCUACGUUGAUCGACAGAGGCUGGAGCUGUUACAGAACAAGCUACAGAUCUCUGCUUUGACCAGGUAGAAGUUACUACAGACAUCAACACAACCCCCUCCAUACUCGAUGCAGACCUUUUGUUUUGUGUGUGUGUCAGAGGAGUGAAUGGUGUGUGUUUGAGUGUUUUGAGGUGAAUCCAUGGUGGAUAAUUUUAAUCCAGCAGAAUCUCUAGUCACUUGUUUUUUUGUGUUUAGUCUCUGGUGUGUGUGUGUGUGUGUGUGUGUGCGUGUGCGCGUGUGCGCAUGAGAGAUGUAUAGUCUUGAGUGCUGAUAAAAAUGAAAUCUGCAUUUUUAAAUAUCUUGUUUACGAUUAUGCCUGUGAUGAAACUUCAAAUUAAAAGUAUUUCUAUUA